UUGUUCAGCAUUAGAGUCAGCGUGAUAUACACAAGACCUAGUCUGAGAGCAAGACUGAGAAAAGGAGGCAUUCAAAUAUAAAAGUUAACUCACUUUUCAAGUUUUUUUCUGGAUGGUAAGGGUGAGGAGUGACUCCACUGGCCUUGCAUAGAAUCCAAAGGUAGUUGGAGAGGAGCCUGAAGAAAAUCGACUUUUUCACAAACUUGUAUGGAAUUUCUCAGGAUCAAACCAUAAUCCGUUUUCAUUGUUGAUUUUUCAUUUUGUGAGUUUCUUUCAGUCUUUGACCAUGAGGCACAAGUAUCUACUGAGUCUGGUUCUUCUGUUAGCACUGACAGAGAACAUCCUGAUGCAGACAGACUGUGGACUUGGAUAUAAAAAUCACAAGAGAAUAUGUUUAGAUGAGAAUGAGUGUGAGUCUGAUCCAUCCAUUUGUGGAAAAAAUGCAAGAUGCUUCAACACUGUUGGCAGCUACUACUGUCAAUGUCAUGAAGGAUUCACAACUAAUUCAGCUUAUAAUUUCACUCCAGAAGAUGGGAUUGAAUGUGAAGACAUCAAUGAAUGUGUGGUUGGCAGCGCUGCUUGUGGUCCUUAUACAAAAUGUGUCAAUUCUGAAGGAGGAUAUAAUUGCACAUGUGAAGCUGGCUACAUUUCCAGCAAUGGAAAAGACACAUUUAAAUCAGGACAAGGAGUUCAGUGUAAUGAGCUUAUGUGUGACAGAUUAUUAAAUGAGAGAAAAGCAUCCCAGGCAUUUCCAGAGUUCAAAAAACUCGUCUCUUUGAUGACCAACAGCUGUCUGAAUCAGAGUGAGCCUGUCAGCAUGAACAAUUCUACAGGGGACAAGAGGGAUUCUACACAAGGGGACGGAGACGGAGAAAGAUUUUUGCAGGCAUUUCUAAAUGCUCUAGAUGAUCUGCUUCAUGGUGGCUUCAGCAGUGAUAAUGCUAAAGUCUCAGCAUUGUUCAGUAUUGUGGAAAGCAUGUUAAAACUGAUAGGACCUCAGCUGUCAGCAAGCCAGACCAGGAGAGUAAGCGCUAAAACUGAUGUGGAGCUGUUACUAAAGAGGGGCAAUUCUCCACCUGAGGGUGAAUUCAUGAUGAAUACUAGUGGAGCACAAUUUACCUCCCACUGGGACACCGCAACAGGAAAUAAUCACCUUGGCUUUACGACUGCAGCUCUCCUCAGCUACAAAGGUCUGGAGGAGUCACUCAACUGCUCUUUUGACCAUUUAAAGACACAGCAAAAGCAAACUUUCAAGAUCAAUUCAAAAGUAGUAACCGCCACUGUUAGUAACAAGGAGACAACCAACCUAACGAAACCAAUAAAUCUCACAUUUUCUCACUUGGAGAAAAAGAAUGAGGAGCAUAUGUGUGUGUUUUGGGAUCCUGAACUGGACGGGGGUGCGUGGUCAACACGUGGCUGCACAACAGUGAUAUCCAGUGCCGAUCAGACCGACUGCUCCUGUUCUCACCUCAGCAGUUUUGCUGUGCUUAUGGCUCUCUAUGAUAUUGGGGAUGUAUACGAGCUGCGUGUGGUCACACUGGUGGGACUGUCGCUGUCUCUGAUCUGCUUCUUCAUCUGCAUUGUCACGUUUUACUUCGUGCGAUCCAUCCAGAGCACACGAAACACCAUCCACCUGCACCUCUGCAUCAGCCUCUUCAUCGCCUACUUUGUGUUCCUCGUGGGCAUCACCCGCACAGAGAAUAAGGUGGGCUGUGCAGUCGUUGCAGGCAUUCUGCACUACUUCUUCCUGGCUUCCUUCUGCUGGAUGUGUCUGGAAGGAGUGCAGCUCUUCCGCAUGGUGGUGCUGGUCUUCAACACAACGCUGAGACCCAUCUAUAUGUUUGCCGCUGGUUAUGGAGUUCCUGCUGUUAUCGUUGCCAUUUCAGCCACAGCGAACGCAAGUGGAUAUGGCACCGAUAAGCACUGCUGGCUCAGCAUUCAAGAUGGCUUCAUCUGGAGCUUUUAUGGGCCAGUUUGUAUCAUAAUUAUUGCUAAUGUAUUCUUCUUCCUCAUAACAAUAUGGAAGCUGGCAGAAAAGUUUUCCUCCCUCAACCCAGACUUAGACAGUCUGCACAAAAUCAAGGCUUUUACGGUUACUGCAAUCGCUCAGCUGUGUAUCCUUGGCAUCAUGUGGGUGUUUGGCUGUUUUCAGUUUAAUGAAAACACUCUGGCAAUGUCAUACAUCUUCACCAUACUAAGCAGCCUGCAGGGGGUGCUGAUGUUCAUCAUGCACUGCUGGCUCUCAAAACAAGUGAGAGAUGAGUAUGCCAAAUUCCUGUCCUGUAUCUGUACACCACAGAAGAGGAAAUAUUCAGAGUUCACCUCCAACCAAACAAGCAAACAGCAGGCCUCCAGGAGCGAUACUCACACCGGUGAAUCACACAUUUAAGAGGUCAUUUCCACAAAACCAUUCAAUUUUCCAUCUGUUUGCAAGUUGGAGUGUCACAUUAUUUCUCUAUCUGCUUUCUGUGGAAAUGUUCAUAAACUGUAUUUGGGGAAUUCUUCUUUUACGGGAACUUUUCUUUCCCUUAGGAUCAUUUUAUAAAGAAAAUUUUAACAUUUUUAAAGAAUUCUUUAUUUUUCCAGGACAUAUUUUAAAAGUGUCUCUUUUUCUGCUGCAAUUGCUCCUUAAAAACAAGAAAAUGACGCAGUUUGAGGACAGUAAGAAUUUUAUUUUCUCUAUACAGUUAAUAAACAAUUACCCUUGUACACCUGCAGGUAGAGAGGUGCCACCUACUGUAUCUAUUACCUACAGGUGUACGAGGGUAAUUGUUAAUUGACUUCAAGAAAAAUCUUUAUCAAAAGAAAAAUCUUUAUCAAAAAAUCUUACUGAUAUUAGGUGUAUAGGAAAACAGACCAAAUCAAGUC
Messenger RNA from Cyprinus carpio (common carp), 2868 nucleotides. Its product is annotated as adhesion G protein-coupled receptor E5. NCBI's taxonomy places the organism in Eukaryota, Metazoa, Chordata, Actinopteri, Cypriniformes, Cyprinidae. Gene Ontology annotation, biological process: adenylate cyclase-activating G protein-coupled receptor signaling pathway; cell surface receptor signaling pathway. Gene Ontology annotation, cellular component: membrane. The record is from RefSeq and is a predicted model, not a curated record. Gene Ontology annotation, molecular function: G protein-coupled receptor activity; calcium ion binding.